AACUUCCCUCACUCAGCACCACCCCCCGUCCCCCCCCCUCUCUUCGACUACUUUACCGUCACUUGGCGGGACCUCAAAUCUUUGUAGACGUGCAAGAUGCCCCCUAGGUCGUCUCUCACGUCUUCAUUUUCAAUCACCGAUGCGAAUAACGAGGUUGUCUGCCCGCUGCGCAAUCAGGAUGGCUCCAGCUGCCGGAAGCGCUGUAUCGGGGAGAAGCGUUACCGCUCGAUGCAGGAACAUAUCCGUCGAGCGCACCCGGAGCACUACAUCGCCAAGCUCCCCGCGACCGAGGAGAGCUUCCUGCUCAUGAUCAGCACCUCUCCGAGCGAUCGAUCCCAACCACCCCCAACCUCAGCACCGGCCCAUCAUCAGACCAAACCGCCAUCGCACAGCUUUCGAAGAGACGAAUCCAAUGGCUCCAAUACGCCACGGAGGUACGACGAUUAUUCUGGGGGCGCCAUGCUCCCCGCCGCCGCGGCGCUCGCUCAGCUACAUAACCAUAAGAGCGAUUCAGGUUGGGAUUCGGAUGUGGAAUGGCACUCGGACACGGAAGGGGUUAGGCGGCCCAGGUCAUCAGUCGAGUUGCCCCCAAUACAUCUAGCAACGGCGGACAUCAUCACCAGUGCGCCCCUCCCCGGUCUCGGUUCCGGCAGGCAGCGCGAUCUGCUGCCUUCCAUCAUGGCCCAUUCGCCUCCUGGCCGCUCAUCCACGCUCCCUCCGCUUCACAGGCCUCUGGGCCUCACUCGGCCGCGAAAGCAGUCCAUCUCCAAGAGAGCACACCAUAGGAGGAGGUCUAAAGGAGGACCGGACUGGCUCCGUCGGAUCCAGAAUGACGGUAAUUCUGACCUGCUAAAACCCGGAGGCCUAGACAGAAAGGCCCUCUCUGCUGAACCGGCGACAGAGUAUGGUAAGCGCUGGGAGGAUUUGAUCGAUGCAGCGGCUUCGGCAACGGAAGACAUAGAUGAGGACAGAACUCCAAUGCCCCGAUCGCCUGUGUCCAUCCAGAGGUCGUCUCUGCCGCCCUUCACCCAACACGCUGUUUCAAAUUACCAAGCAUCCCCUCUCCAACGAGCCCUCACCCCUCCGACAUACAUUCCCGAAGCUCCCGAACCGUUCCCGUCGGUCGAGAGCGGCGAAAGCGGAGACACGUUCCAUAUCGACUCGCGGGGGUUAACGUCUGAUUCGUCCCCGAGCUACUCGUCCCAAAACACGCAGAUCUACUGCGCCGCCUGCCAAGGCAUCUCGCUACUUAGGGAGUCAUACGCCUGCACCGAGUGCAUUUGCGGCCUCUGUCAGGCUUGUGUUGAUGUUCUGAUGGGCGAGCAAGGCGCGCGCAGGAAGUGCCCACGGUGCGCCACGAUCGGGGGCCGCUUCAAGCCAUUUCAGCUCGACAUUCGGUAGUCACCGGUCGCCUCUUUCACUAACUGGACUCUUGAACAAGAUUCUGCCCCCUUCACCGCUUUACUACUCAAUUUUUUCUUAUCCCGCACCUAUUUUUUUUCCUCCUAUGCCUCUCUUAGCA
This is a messenger RNA of Thermothelomyces thermophilus ATCC 42464, 1522 nucleotides long. RefSeq lists its product as uncharacterized. The record is from RefSeq and is a predicted model, not a curated record. The transcript is spliced from 4 exons. Bases 97 to 1401 code for a protein of 434 amino acids. NCBI's taxonomy places the organism in Eukaryota, Fungi, Ascomycota, Sordariomycetes, Sordariales, Chaetomiaceae.